Candidula unifasciata is the source of this 1980-nucleotide messenger RNA. The record is from the annotation of a GenBank genome assembly. Lineage: Eukaryota; Metazoa; Mollusca; Gastropoda; Stylommatophora; Geomitridae.
AUGUUCCGCAGCAAGCGAAGUUCACUCGUGAAGCGCUUGUGGAAAUACAGAGUAAAUGAUGAAACCAAGAGUUCGUCUCAAAGAGACACAUCGACCGCACCACUGCAGCCAGACAGCACCACAUCAUUUCACGAAGAUAUCGAGUUCAAAUCUGUCACUAAUUCAUUUUUGAAAAGACUAAAGGAGGACCAGCUGGAAGCUCUAGUCCAAGCGAUGGAGUCUAGGGGAGGUGAGGUGACGCCUUGUGUGCCUGUUGCCAAAUCAUUUUUACGAAUUGGGAGACUGAUGGUGUCUCCAUAUGUCCUAUGCUGCAGAGUCUUUCGUUGGCCAGAUUUGAAAUCAGAUGCGGACAUGAAACGGUUGCCUUCCUGCAUGCGGCAAAAUGAGGAUAAGGAGGCGGUGAUAUGCUGCAACCCUUACCACUGGAGCUUGGUUGUAAAGAUUGAUGAACCUCCAGUACAUCCACAGAGAAAUGAAUUAGGUGAUAAACAUGAGGAUGGAUACCCCAAGAUUUUAGAGCCAACAGAUACAGGACACAGUUUAUGUGGGCAUCAAGAGGAUCUGUCUGGAUAUGGCACAGAGUAUGACUGCAGGCUGUGGUGUACUGUCGCCUACUGGGAGCUGAAGGAACGUGUGGGUCGUCUCUUCACUGUAACAGACCCCAGUGUUCACAUCUUUCAGCAGUUACCUCAUGGAGACGGCAUGUGUCUGCGCCUCUUUCAGAAACCCACAAAUGUUGAAGUUGUGAAAAGAACCAGAGAGAAGAUAGGUUUUGGGAUUAUCUUGAGCAGAGAAGCUGCACAUAAAAGAGAUGCCAGCAUGGUAGCAACACAUGAUGCAGUGGAGGACAGCGCAGGUUUAUCUCCAGAGACUUCUGUGUCACCGCUGUCAUCUCAGUUGUGUUUGUCGUCCUCGCCAUUUCUCUCACCUCCCCAGGAAGAGCGGGGAGAUGCAGAGUGUGGUCUGAAAAGUCAUUCAGUUUUUUCAUCUACCUCAAAUUGUCAGAUGCCAGCGUUGCCUAGCGGGGUGCACGGGACAGAUGUGGAUUUAGUUCGGGGUGUAGUCAGUGAUAUUAUCGCUGAUUGUGAUGAGAAAGAUGUCAGCGGCCACCAUUAUGGUGACAGUACUGAACAGCCAUCUUGCCAUCAGCAUGGACAUCAACAGCACGGCACUUAUGAUUCUAUGCAUGAUAGUUAUUUAUAUACUGAAAGCAUGGAUUACACACAGGAUUUAGGCACCUCCCCUCCCUAUUUUCAACAGUCAAAUCAUCUAGGCAUUCAUCCGCAGUCCAGGUCGCCUUCCUGUCUGUCUUCAUCUUCAUUUUCAUCAUCACCCCCGUCAUCCCCACCCUUAUAUUUUAGCAGUGAUACCUCUUUCUAUGAUUUGCAUUAUUCAAGUGUGAACUAUGGGGGUUCGGUUGACACCAGCGACACUACACAUAUAAACAACAACAAAGCCAACAACAACAAUAACCAUCACCACCAUCACAGCAACAUCAGUGGUUGUAUAAAGCGGUUCAACACCGGGUCGUCCACAGAUAACAGCAAAUCUGGGAGAAACUUGACCUCGCCCAUCCUCGCUCCUUCGACAGUAACUCAAACCACCAAUGUUACAUCGUCCACAGUUCAGUCUUCAGGUCUGCCUGCCAACCAGGGUGAAGUGUGGGCAUACAAUGCCUCUGACUUCCCCAUAUUCGUCAACUCUCCAACUCUGGACGACCCCCAGUUUCCCCGAUCUCUGGUGGUGAAAAAGGUACCCCCUGGGUAUUCCAUUAAAGUCUACGACUAUGCCAGAGCAGAGCUUCUGGAGCGGACAGAUGCCCGCAGCGUUUUACUCAAGGAUGGUCCCUUUGACCCCUGCUGUGUGCGGAUCAGCCUGGCUAAGGGCUGGGGCCCCAGUUACUCAAGACAAUUCAUUACUUCUUGCCCUUGUUGGCUGGAGGUGUUGCUCGGAGCCCGGAAACACAGCUCAGCAUCUUGA